CGGAACGUCACUACUAGCAACCAAGAUCAUUUUUCCACACGGACAAUAAUAACAGCAGAACGAAAUGGCCAUGUCUCUGCUCAGGUUAGGUCGUCUUGGAUCUGUCAAGUGUCUUCUGCGUGAAGGCUGGAUCCCACCAAAAACCCAGUUUGCUGCAGCUCUGUGUACCAAAGCGGACGUCCCACCGAAAACACCGAAAAAGGGAAAGGCUUCAAGUAAGACCAUAGAGGCAGAUGAGAGGGCAUCUCUUCUAGCCUACAAGCCUGCAGUUGCCUUCCCUUCUAAACUGGUUGUCGCAGGAUUUCUUUCCAAAGAUGUACCACUAGGUGAAUCUGAAUCUGCUGAGGCCGCUUUCACAACUCCUUCAAGUGAGACGACAACUGACAGUUCUCUAGCCGAUACGGCAGCAGCUGAUGUUGCUGUAGAAGAGUUAAAGAUCACUGAAAUCCCAGCUACUGGUAAAGCCACUACAGAAGGUGAGAGAAGUAAGACCUUGGAUCCUGACUCAGAAGCUCAGAAAGAUGAUGAAGAUACCUCGUCCUCAUCCUCCAGUGACUCUGAUUCAGACUCGGACUCUGAUGAUGAGGAACCUAAGACUGAACCACCACAACAGACUGGUGAGAAAGCAGAGGAGAAGAAGGGUUCUGGUGUGGCAAAUGAACAAGUUGAUCUUGCAGACAAGAAAGCAAAGCCUGUAUCUGCCUCGUUUGAAAAAGAAUGUGUUGAAACUGUGACUAAACCAACACCAGAAGGGCCUGAUCCAAGUGCUAAACCAGUUGGAUCAGCAGAGACCCUUGUUGAUCCUGCUCCUAUAGUGUCUUCCUCAGCAACUGAAGCAAUUCCCGAUCCUGCUCCUAAAGUGUCUUCCUCAGCAACUGAAGCAAUUCCUGAUCCUGCUCCUAAAGAGUCUUCCUCAGCAACUCAAGCAAUUCCUGAAGCUCCCGGAGAUUCUCUGAAUGUUGGCACUCCUGACAAUAUAGCAGAAAUCACAGCCAAAGGAGUUAAAACUGUUCCUAAAGAGGAACCAAUAAUCAAAGUAGAAGAGGCUUCCAGAGUUGUCCAAGAAGUCUCUACAGAAGCUAGUCCUGGAGCUAGUCCUCCUGAGGCUCCUGGAAAUGUUGCACCUAAAUCUGAGGAUCUCUCGGCUAAAGCUGAGGCAGGAGGCCCACCAGCCCCUUCAGAAGAGCUGGUAGACCCUGCGCCUGUAGCUGCUGAUGCUGUCGGGGCACUGGCUCAGACAGACAUUGUGGAAACGCCUGAGGAACAAGCCCCAGAGAAAGCCCCAGAGCCGGAGCCUGAACCCUUCGACAACACCACCUACAAGAACCUGCAGCACCACCACUACAACAUGUACACCUUCACUGAUAUGGAUGUGGAGAUGGCCAAAUACCGUCUGCCCCAGCCUUCCUCAGGCCGACCCUCACCCAAACACUGAGUCUUCACUGCAUGGUCUGAGUUAUUGCUACCUUUUGUCCACAACCCUGUUUAUUCAUCAUGUUCUUUUGUUCUUGCAAUGAAUUGCUGACAAAUCUCAAGCUCUGUGGUAAAAUUCUGCAAAUAGUGUAUUAAAACAGAUGACUUAACUGA
Molecule: messenger RNA, 1587 nt
Organism: Danio aesculapii
Lineage: Eukaryota; Metazoa; Chordata; Actinopteri; Cypriniformes; Danionidae
Gene: ndufv3
Product: NADH:ubiquinone oxidoreductase subunit V3
Exons: 4
Coding region: 65-1435 (456 amino acids)
Biological process (GO): mitochondrial ATP synthesis coupled electron transport
Cellular component (GO): mitochondrion
Source: RefSeq, a predicted model, not a curated record